CUCUCUUCCUCUCUGUCUGAGCCCCGGUAGGUCCAUGAUGGUACAGGCAGCAUCUUGCAGCAGCACAAUGGUUGCAAGGUGGUGAGCUGAGGAGGAGGGGGGUGGAGGAGAGUGAAUCAGCAUCAGCAAGCCUCGGUUCCGUCCACCUCUCCGCUUCUUUCAUUUCUUCAUCACACUCUUCUUCUUCUUUUUUUUUUAUAUCUUUGUAUUUUUGUCUGGGGUUUUCUUUUUGUGUGUGAAUUGUUUCCUCCGCCGUUGUCUGCAUGAACGUCUCCAUCAGCGCGCGCCCAGCGAUGGUCUCCGCGGUGUUUGUGGUCGGGAUGCUUUGAGCAGGACUGGCACCGGACUGGGAUCGUCAUCAGCUGGCACGGAGGAAUGGUAUUUAUGAGCAGACAUUUCUUAUAUAACUGCAGCCAACCAGUCCUGGAUGUAAAGAUAGCCUUUUGUCAGGUGUGUGUUCCUUACAGGUAAAAAAGGGUUUUGGAAAACAAGUGGAUGUGUCAUAUAUCGCCAAACAUUACAACAUGAGCAAAAGCAAAGUGGACAACCAGUUCUACAGUGUGGAAGUGGGAGACUCCACCUUCACAGUUUUAAAACGCUACCAGAAUUUAAAGCCCAUUGGCUCUGGAGCUCAGGGAAUCGUCUGUGCGGGCUAUGAUGCUGUCCUGGACAGAAACGUAGCCAUUAAGAAGCUGAGCAGACCCUUCCAGAACCAGACCCAUGCCAAGAGGGCCUACAGGGAGUUGGUGCUCAUGAAAUGUGUCAAUCACAAAAAUAUAAUCAGUUUAUUAAACGUCUUCACGCCACAGAAAUCAUUAGAGGAAUUUCAGGAUGUGUACCUCGUGAUGGAGCUGAUGGACGCCAACCUGUGUCAGGUGAUCCAGAUGGAGCUCGACCACGAGCGAAUGUCCUACCUGCUCUACCAGAUGUUGUGUGGCAUCAAACAUCUGCACUCAGCCGGCAUCAUCCACAGGGAUCUCAAACCAAGCAAUAUAGUUGUGAAGUCUGACUGCACCCUCAAGAUCCUGGACUUUGGGCUGGCCAGAACAGCCGGCACCAGCUUCAUGAUGACUCCGUAUGUGGUGACACGGUACUACAGAGCCCCAGAGGUCAUCCUGGGUAUGGGAUACAAAGAGAAUGUGGAUAUUUGGUCGGUGGGGUGCAUCAUGGGAGAAAUGGUGCGCCACAAAAUCCUGUUCCCUGGCCGUGACUACAUCGACCAGUGGAACAAGGUGAUCGAGCAGCUGGGAACGCCCUCACCAGAGUUCAUGAAGAAGCUCCAGCCCACAGUGAGGAACUACGUGGAGAACCGACCAAAGUACGCAGGCCUCACCUUCCCUAAGCUCUUCCCCGACUGCCUUUUCCCCGCUGACUCCGAGCACAACAAACUCAAAGCAAGCCAGGCCAGAGACCUGCUGUCUAAGAUGCUGAUCAUUGAUCCUGCUAAACGGAUAUCAGUGGACGAGGCGUUGCAGCACCCGUACAUCAACGUGUGGUACGACCCAGCUGAGGUGGAGGCGCCUGUGAGAGUUUGUGCUGAGGAGAGAAAAUUACACGUCACGAAAGAUUCAAAGCCUCCACCUCAGAUCUACGACAAGCAGCUGGAUGAACGAGAACACUCAAUUGAUGAGUGGAAAGAAUUAAUCUAUAAAGAAGUGAUGAACUUUGAGGAGAGAACGAAGAAUGGCGUUGUGAAGGGACAACCUUCACCUUCAGGUGCAGCCGUGAACAGCAGCGAGAGCCUCCCUCCCUCCUCCUCUAUCAACGACAUCUCCUCCAUGUCCACCGACCAGACCCUGGCCUCAGACACCGACAGCAGCCUGGAGACCUCCGCGGGACCCCUGGGGUGUUGCAGGUGACUAUCCGCCUGCCUGCGCAACCCCGUGUUCUUCCGGCGGUGAAGAACCCAACAAAUACGACUUUCAAAUUAAAACAAUUUCAAAAAAAUGAUAAUAAAAAUACAAAAAGAUGAAUAUGUUCUGAAUGAAAAUGUCAAUUAUGUAAUAAUUGGAAAACCGAUGAAGCCUGUGCAUCGUCACUCACAAGAGCAGUGGUGUUUAAUGAAGCCGAUGAGCUGAGAUAUAAUGUUAAUGAUCAUCUAGUUGCUUUGCUGCAAAUCUUGUAUAUGGCUUCCAAAUGAAAAACGACCGAGUGCUUCGACUUGCAUCUCCUUUAAAGUGCAUUUUGGCUGGCUUCUGGUUUUCCUGAACAGCGUUUACGGUUGAACGUUGUGGCAAGGUGGGCUUCCGUUGUGCUCACCACUCCUGCUAAAAACAAGCUUUCCCUGGUUCUCUACUUAAUAGCAUUGCCUUUUUUUUGUUUGUUGUUUUUAACACUUCCCACCCAUCCAAUCCACAAUCUUAAAUGUUAGGUUGCCAGAUAUGUUUCCAGCUCCAUGUAAAUACUGUAACUCUGUCCAGCUGAAGGGCAGUCAGAGUGGGACUGAUGGCCAGUACACUGGGAGUUUGUGUAGUUUAUUUAUUUUUUUAUUGGCUUCCUAACUAGCGCACACCUUGCCACAUCACUUCUGUCCACCUCGGUUGCUCCUGCCUAUCGCUGUAGUCGUGCAUGGUUAGAUUUAAAUCUCACUGUAUGCUAAAAGUAAAAAAAAAGGUCUCUAUAAGGACUUUGUUUAUGUACAAUGUAAACUAACUCCACUGCUGACAUGAAGGGAUAAAAAAAGACUUCUAAUCAGAAUUGAGGUCAGGACUUAAAGGGCGCACAGAAAUAAAUAAUUCGGAUUGUGCACUGUGUUUGAAAGGCCUCCCGAAACGGUCCCUCCAGCACCCCACAGGCUGCCCCGCUGCCCCUUUGGAGACAUGCAGAGGGGAAAUCCCUUUCACCGUGGGGGGGUUGUCUCCUUUUAUUUGACUCCUUAAAAAAAACUAAACAAGACAAAAGUGAUACAGUAAGGAGUAUAUAGGCGAGGCGAGUGUUAACUUUGUAGCAACACGUUACGUAAAAAGAAACUUGCACAUUUCAUCAUCAAAACAAUCUUUCAGCAUUUAAAUGCAAUUUUAUUUUUAAUGCUGACAGCUGGAUUCCUCAGCAGCUCCUUCGUUUCUUUAUACUGACGGGUGAAAUCUGAAUAUGGCAAGUGCCUUUUGGAGUGAAGCACUGCGGAUGCAGGGAAUAGAUGCAUGCACUUUUUGGGUCGCGGGUCUGUGCAGAUGCAGAACAUAUUUUCUCACAGUGCAUCAUUCAGUUCAUUUCUUUUUUUAAUGUUUUGGUUUGUUUGCUACUUUAGAUUCUUUCUAGCACAAUUUUCCACUAACAUGAAAAAAAGGGACAUUAGUCGUUCCCAAAUUUGGGGAUUCAAAGGAAUCGAAAUCAUAUUUGCCCAUUUAAAUUUAGACUCCAACUGUUGCAAAAAGACCAAAUCAGUCGUCACAAAUUGACAAUAAAACGGUUGGUGAGGCUCUUUUAAAUGUCUCAUUAGUGAUGAUUGCACGAGUCUCUGCCACUCUGGAAACCACCGGUUUAGGAGACAGAAAAGACAAGAGGUAGCCUCUUGUCUUUUCUGCCUGUAUUUACAUUUCACUUUAAGCAGUGCAGUUUGAAGCACUAGAUUUUUAAGUUUUUAACGUAACUUUAAAUAAACGUAAGUCUCGCGCUCAAACAGAAAAGAAAAACAUUAAAUGCUUCAGAGGUUUUCUUAAAUUAAGGUAGAUCUAAAUACAAUCAUUUAAAAUUCUGAUGUUUCAAAAACGUGUAACGAUCAGUCCUACAACAUGUACUGUGGAAUCAGAAAAAAGUAAAAUAAUAAUAAAAAAUAAUACUUUUUAACUGAACUAUUUUUAUUUCAGUCUAAAUCUUUCCACAGUUUGUCUGAUUUGAAAAAUCUGAAUUCUAAAUACAGCACAAAGCAGAAAAGUAAAGAAAAAAAUAUCUUAUUAAUUUGAUUAUUUGGAUUUACUUUGAGAAGUUGCACUUCAUCAACAACUGUAGGCUGUAUUAGUUUGAACAAAACAUAAUUUACGCAUCAUUUCUAAACUAAAUUCCUCACUAAUGCUUACAGAUAAUGAAACAUCUGUAUGUUCUUGAAAAUCCCCACACUUCUACGUACCAUUUAACAUAUUAUACACACAGUCCUCCUCCAAACGGCAACACUGUUAACACUCUUUAGCCUGCAGCUCGUAAAGAGGGAAGGAACCCCAAAAAACGAAAUCACAGUUUUUUAUUUUUUCCUGAGGGCGACUGAGGUCGGCGUCUCGUCUCCAGAAUAAGCUACGGCAGGCUUGGCUCUCUGUUCAGGGUCUGGGCCAGGGCAAUCCUUCAAAAACAGGGUGCAGCUUUGAAAUUCUUUGUGUUUAAAAAAAAUACAAAUGUUUGAUGAAAUAUCUCAGUUGAACUUGGCUCCUAUAUAAAUAUAUAUAUAUAAACCACAGAUACACACAGUAGUGUUGCAGUUUUUUCUACAGGGGCGUUUUGACCCAUGUAACCAUGUUCUUUUAUCCAACAUGUUCCUGCUCACUUAGAACUAUUGAUAGGUCUUAAUGUGUUUCUUUCCCCACCUUCGUUUUCUGAAUGUGAACUGUUGACGUCCCUCCAGACAAUUCUGUUGUGAUCAAAGGUGCUCCUGGGUUCUGGUUAAUGCGUCUGAAGGAGCGUAAAAAACGCUGAAUGUAAGAAAUGAACGGUUUCCACAAACGACACCGCUGCUCUGCUCGUUGUUUGAAAUGAACCAGCACGCCACACGAAAACAGUUUGAUGUGAUCUGACAUUUGGAUAUUUUCAAUUCAACCUGACGUCUGCGCGACUGCUUUGAAGACGUUGAUGUUAAUGAGAGAAGUGAGUGCAGCUGUGCGUUUGGGAGUCGUUCACGUGCUGAUGUUCAGUCUCAUUAACCACCAGACGAGGAAAAACUGUCCAUCUCGAUUCUGUUUGUCCCGAAGGUCUCGAAGCAUUGCCGUGGGAAGUGGUCUUACACAACAAGGUGCUGUGCUAACGCGUAAAAAGCGAGAAAAACUGAACUACGCCAAAAACAGGAAGUUCAUCUCUGCCAUUGAGUCCAAAAUAUAAAUGGAUUAUAAGCCUACACAACACUAGUGAAAACAUUUAUGUCACUCAUUCCCUUUAGAUUUCAUUAUUUUUGAGUUUUUUUCACCCAUUGGGAAGCUGUGGCACCCUGAGCACCCUCAGUUCCCACGGCCUUGUCUAUCAGAUCUCUUGUACCAUAUCCAAUGAAGUUCACAUCUAUCCAACAGAUGUUCGUUUGUAAUCUGAAGAUGACUGACUUGUCAUUUUAGCCAUAAUAUUACGCAAAUACGAACACUAAAAAAAGGUAAAGUAGUUGUCACAAUUUAGGAUACUGUAUGUCUUGUACUUUAAACUCAUCGGACUCAUUACUAGUGAUUCCCACCUUACCGAUGGUCACUUUUUCUCUCAGAAGUCCAUUGUAAAUACUAACAAUCCAACGACGCAAUAAACCUUUUAUUGCACUCAGACAGGGAGGCAAGCUUCUGCAGAGGGUCAGGUGAUGCGACGACGUUUCGAGUCUUUAACUGUGCAAAUCUCCGCCGAUGAAAACUCUGUAUAGCUCAUCUGAAUCAGGUGAUGUUGUUAUCUUUUCAGACUCCUUUCUCGUUUCUUUUACUUCCGUGCUGUUUUAACGAAUUACCCCUUUGACAUUGUCAGGUUGAAAAACAAAAAGAAACUGUAACUGGUUCACGCUGAUCUUAAAAGCUUCAGACUAUAGCGUUUCAAGUCCGAAAAAAUAAAAUAAAAAAGUAAAAAAAACGGCAAAAUAAACGCAAACAAAAUUAAAAAAAACUGAAAGCUGUUGCUGUAAACACAACAUUUUAAAGGAACUGUGUAUGUACAAAUAGUAUAUGUAUGUGAUUGAAAAUAAACAAAAUCUGAUCUUGGACUAUGAUAAA
Austrofundulus limnaeus is the source of this 5879-nucleotide messenger RNA. RefSeq names its product mitogen-activated protein kinase 10 (gene mapk10). Gene Ontology annotation, biological process: protein phosphorylation. The transcript is spliced from 14 exons. Bases 525 to 1859 code for a protein of 444 amino acids. Gene Ontology annotation, molecular function: ATP binding; MAP kinase activity. The record is from RefSeq and is a predicted model, not a curated record. Lineage: Eukaryota; Metazoa; Chordata; Actinopteri; Cyprinodontiformes; Rivulidae.